AGUACUUAGAUCUUUCACAGAACUUUUUCCAAGGUCCAAUACCUACAUUUCUCCAAAACAUGACUUCUUUAAUAUCUCUUUAUCUUUUUCACAAUGAAUUGAGUGGGAGCAUUCCAGAUAGCAUCGGACAACUUUCUCAGUUAGAGAGCAUAGAUCUUUCUGACAAUCAAUUGAGUGGGAGUAUUCCAAAUAGCAUCAAACAACUUUCUAAGUUAGAGAGCAUAGAUCUUGAUGGCAAUCGAUUGAAUGGAAGUAUUCCAAAUAGCAUUGGGCAACUUUCUAAGUUAGAGAGCAUAGAUCUCUCUAGCAAUAACCUGAGUGGGAGUAUUCCAGAUAGCAUCAAGCAACUUUCUAAGUUAGAAAGCAUAGACCUCUCUGGCAAUAAAUUAAGAGGGAGUAUUCCAGAUAGCAUCAAGCAACUUUCUAAGUUAGAAAGCAUAGAUCUCUCUCACAAUCGAUUGAGUGGGAGUAUUCCAGGUAGCAUCAAGCAACUUUCUAAGUUAGAGAGUAUAGAUCUCUCUCACAACCGAUUGAGUGGGAGUAUUCCAGACAGCAUCGGACAACUUUUUCAGUUAGAGAGCAUAGAUCUUUCUCACAAUCAAUUGAGUGGGAGUAUUCCAAAUAGCAUCAGGCAACUUUCUAAGUUAGAGAGCAUAGAUCUCUCUCGCAAUCAACUCAGUGGGAGUAUUCCAGAUAGCAUCAAGCAACUUUCUCAGUUAGAGAGCAUAGAUCUUUCUCACAAUCACUUGAGUGGGAGUAUUCCAAAUAGUAUCAGACAACUUUCUAAGUUAAAGAGCAUAGAUCUUGAUGGCAAUCAAUUGAAUGGGAGUAUUCCAAAUAGCAUCGGGCAACUUUCUAAGUUAGAGAGCAUAAAUCUUUCUGGCAAUCAACUGAGUGGAAGUAUUCCAUAUGGCAUCAAGCAACUUUCUAAGUUAAAGAGCAUAGAUCUCUCUAGCAAUAAAUUGAGUGGGAGUAUUCCAGAUAGCAUCAAGCAACUUUCUAAGUUAGAAAGCAUAGAUCUCUUUAACAAUCAACUGAGUGGGAGUAUUCCAGAUAGCAUCGGACAACUUUCUCAGUUAGAAAGCGUAGAUCUUGCUCAUAAUCGAUUGAGUGGGAGUAUUCCAUUUAGUAUCAAGCAACUUUCUAAGUUAGAGAGCAUAUAUCUCUGUCGCAAUCAACUCAGUGAGAGUAUUCCAGAUAGCAUCAAGCAACUUUCUAAGUUAAAGAGCAUAGAUCUCUCUAACAAUCAAUUGAGUGGGAGUAUUCCAGAUAGCAUCGGACAACUUUUUCAGUUAGAGAGCAUAGAUCUUUCUCACAAUCAAUUGAGUGGGAGUAUUCCAAAUAGCAUCAAGCAACUUUCUAAGUUAAAGAGCAUAGAUCUUGCUGACAAUCAAUUGAGUGGGAGUAUUCUAGAUAGCAUCGUGCAACUUUCUAAGUUAGAGUAUUUAUUUCUUUCUGGCGAUCCAUUGAAUAUGAGUAUUCCAUAUAGCAUUGGGCAGCUUUCUAAGUUAAAGUGUUUAUAUCUUUCUGGAAAUCAACUGAGUGGGAGUAUUCCAGAUAGCAUUGGGCAGCUUUCUGAGUUAAGGCAGCUAUCUCUUGUUAGCAAUCAAUUGCGUGGGAGUAUUCCAGAUAGCAUUAUGCAGCUUUCUAAGUUAAUGUCUUUAGAUCUUUCUAGCAAUCAAUUAAGUGGGAGUAUUCCACAUAGCAUUGCGAAGCUUUCUAAGUUAAAGUUCUUAGAUCUUUCUAAAAAUCAAUUGAGUGGGAGUAUUCCAGAUAGCAUCGGGCAACUAUCUGAGUUAAAGCAGAUACUUCUUUCAAGCAAUCAGUUGACUGGGGGAAGGAUUCCUCCUUGUUUUGGAAAGUUUCCAAUUAUGGUGAAUGCAACACAAUUGAUGAAACGCAUUACUGAUGAUUAUUGGUCUUGGGCACAUUUGAAGGAGGUUGUGAAAGGGAGAUACCUUGAGUAUACAAGAAAAACCCUAGGACUUGAGAGUAGUAUAGAUCUUUCGAGUAACAAUCUAAUAGGAUCCAUACCAAGUGAGCUAAUUUUCCUUAAGGAUUUGCACAUUUUGAAUCUAUCUUGGAAUCAUCUCUCAGGAAAGAUCCCUGAGAAAAUUGGACAAAUGGAGAAUUUGGAAUCUCUCGAUUUCUCCCAAAAUGGCCUCUCAGGAACAAUCCCGAAUAGUAUGUCAAGUUUAACCAAGUUAAGCCACCUUAACUUGUCCUACAACAACUUGUCAGGGCCAAUUCCAACAGGCAAUCAGCUCCAAACACUUGAAGAUCCAACCAUUUAUGUCGGUAAUCCUCAACUUUGUGGAGCUCCACUCUUGAAGAAAUGCUCAAAUGAUGUGCUACCUCCCCCAACUGACAACUUGAAGGACAACGAUGAAGGUGCACUUACAAGAAUGUGGUUUUACAUCAUUGUGAUGUUAGGCUUUGCAACUGGAUUCUGGGGAGUUGUGGGAACUCUAAUUUUUGUAAAAACUUGGAGAUAUGCUUAUUUUCGAUGGGUGGAUGAUGUCCAACAUUGGAUCCUUGUGGUUAUAACAUUGAAGGUGGCAAGAGUUAAGAAGAUGUUCAAUGGCAACCCAGAUGAUCAAUGAGUAAUAUAUGAAGUAUGUUGUUGUUGCUACAUUUAUUACUAAACUAGUUCCAUAACCAGUGUUGUAAGGUAUGGUGUCAAGUCCAACUUUGAGUGGCCAAACAUUGCAUCGGUCAAUUUUAAAUGAACACAUAAGUAUUGG
Molecule: messenger RNA, 2744 nt
Organism: Rubroshorea leprosula
Lineage: Eukaryota; Viridiplantae; Streptophyta; Magnoliopsida; Malvales; Dipterocarpaceae
Source: the annotation of a GenBank genome assembly